GCUAACACCUGCUGUGUUUGGUCCGUUACGAACAAACCUUUAAAUUAGCUGAAAAACAUCCGUAUAGUUACAUAGUUCAUUAACUACACAAAUUACGUUUGUUUUUAUAUCCUGUUGUUUCAGUACUAGUCGACCUAUUUGUGUGAUGCCUGCCUAAAUUUGAACCAAGUCACCGAUACUCCACCCACAUAUUCGUAUUUGGCAAUAUGUAAAGACAUCAUGGCGUCCAGUGCCUCUAUGCGGAGUUAUUCAUUUGGGAGGCAAACCUCUUUCUCCAACCUGUCUUUGAGAGAUAGUGGGCGUGGCCGGUCCAAAGUUGCCGUCUCAUUUGUUGCAGCCAAGCCCCUCUCUCGGUCUGUCUCAAUGAGUAUGACUGACCUGAAUAGCCUGAGUGGCCUAUCACUCAAUGGCCUGGGCAACAGCACCAAUGAGAAGGAAGCAAUGCAAAGCCUCAACAACCGACUGGCUACGUACCUGGAGAAAGUGCGCUCUCUGGAGAAGUCCAAUGCUGAUCUGGAGCUCCGCAUUAAACAGCUAAUGUUGGAACGAGUGCCCAAAGGGCAUGACAUAGAAUCCAUGCUGGCCCAUGCACACACUCUGGAGCAAGAGGUCAGGAAGAAAACUCUAGAGAAUGCCCGCAUCAUGUUAGAGAUUGAUAAUGCCAAGCUGGCUGCAGAUGACUUCAGAAUCAAAUGGGAAGCAGAAAGUGCUAUGUGUCAGUCCGUUGAAAGGGACUGUGUGGCUCUGAAAAAGGCCAAGACAGACCAUGACCAGAUCAUUUCCACACUGCGUGGAGACCUGGACAGCCUGAAGGAGGAACUCUACUUCCUCAAGAAGAACCACGAGGAGGAGAUGGAUAGCCUGCGUGCGCGCAUAGGCCAGGAGGGGGUCAGUGUGGAGGUGGAUGCAGCCCGCGGCCCUGAACUGGGCUCUGUGCUGUCUGAACUGCGCUCACAGUAUGAGGGCAUCGUCCAGAAAAACAAAGAGGAAGCUGAGAACUGGUACCGCAAGAAGCUGGAUGGGGUGCAGACGGAGGUGCGUGAGAGCAACGAAGCCCUGCGUGGUGCUCGGAGCGAGCUCACCGAGAGACAGCGCUUCCUUCAAACCCUGGAGGUGGAGCUCGAGAGCCUCCACAAACAGGUCGCUGCCCUGGAGGGUAACCUGGGCGAGACAGGUCAUAAGUAUGCCCAGGAGAUGGAGCGUUUGCAGGCUACACUCAACCAGCUGGAGGAGGACCUAUCCCAGCUGCGGCUGGACAUGCAGCGCAACAAGACCGAGUACGAACAGCUCCUACGCAUAAAACAGAACCUGGAGAUGGAGAUAGCCACAUACAGGCGCCUGCUGGAAGGAGAGGACACUAUUAAGGAAGUUCCUCCACCCCCCAAGAAAGAACCUGACGUUCGCACUAGGAAGAUUGUGAAGGUGGUCACCCAGACCAUGAUCAACGGGAAAGUCGUGGAUGAAUCCAGUGAGGUUGAACAGAUUGAGGAGAGUAAGAAGUAAAAUCUGAGAAUUUUGGCCCAAAAUAAAGUCCCUAUUGUUAACUAGGGGCCACAUUAGCCGUUGGAGCCUGGAGACCCCUGAAUAACUCAGAUUACUUUUUCUCACUACAAAAUCCUUUCAAACAGCUCAUCUUUCCUGAGCUUUUUUCAAGCCACAUAAUGCAGCCCAUUACUAGACAGAGUCAUCCAUUUUAGAGUCAACACUGGACAAGGAAUUAAGUCCUAUCUUUGUUUCUUGUUUUUAUCAAAAGGGAAUAUGUUUUUUUUUCCCCUUUCUUGCAGUGUUUCCCUGUAGGUCUGGGAAGUUCUGAGGCUUGUUGAAACUAGUCAUCUGUUUUAAUUAAUGAUUGAUAGUGUAGGUUCUCCCAGUUGUUAAAUGACAAAAAUCAAAAUGUAUUUUAUAAAUGUGGGUACAUAUCUGA
This is a messenger RNA of Electrophorus electricus (electric eel), 1924 nucleotides long. Its product is annotated as keratin, type I cytoskeletal 18. Gene Ontology annotation, molecular function: structural molecule activity. Gene Ontology annotation, cellular component: cytoskeleton. The record is from RefSeq and is a predicted model, not a curated record. Lineage: Eukaryota; Metazoa; Chordata; Actinopteri; Gymnotiformes; Gymnotidae.